Molecule: messenger RNA, 613 nt
Organism: Colletotrichum godetiae
Lineage: Eukaryota; Fungi; Ascomycota; Sordariomycetes; Glomerellales; Glomerellaceae
Exons: 1
Coding region: 219-437 (72 amino acids)
Source: RefSeq, a predicted model, not a curated record
CUUUGUUAAACCAAUGAUAGCAAUCCAGCAGGUUUCAGCUUAUCUCAAGGCAGGUAUUCAACGUCGUAGGGGACGUAUCCAUCGUCCGCAUUUACAUCCGUACUCUCAUGUGCUUCACAAUUGCAGCCCGUGAUCGGGAGAAGGGGGGUGAUGGAUCGUCUUCAUCUUAGGCGUUUGUAGCGAAACUGAUCAUUCGUCGCUAUGUAUGCUACAUUAUAAUGAGCUCCAGAGGUCGUCUGUCGCUUGCAAUAACUGUAUCUGUUCUAGAGCCUGUCGGCCCUGUCUAUAUUGUCUCCCCUUUCUCCACCUCUGCGGUUCGGAAUUUGGUUCCUGGGAAGGAAAGUAUUUGCACCAACCAACCCAGUACACCGCAGUACUACAAAGUAAACUUCCCCAUUUGGGAAGCUAAAUGUAAUAUAAGUCUUCUCGUACUCUAGGCAGCAGUUUGAGACCUUUUUGUUACCGAUAUUUUCUCACCAAUGAUGUGGGGAUAUGGUGCGCGAGUUGCUCGGAUAGUCUCGCGAAUAACUGUUCCGUUUCUCAUCUGAAAGGAUCUUUUCUUCCGUCUCCAUGUCAACUUUGUUUUGAAAAUAAAAGUUCGUUGUUCUUUCAG